UAAACUCACAUUUUAAUUAGAAAAACAGUAAAAAAAACAACGGCUAUCUCAUUUUACCUAACAAUAACAUGUCAGUCAUUAUUAGGCAGAACAAUGGCACGGUUAACUCUUGCUUGUGAUGUAUAUAUAUAUGUAUACAUAUAUUUAUAACACACAAACUUUAAUCUAAUUUCUCAAGAGUUAAUUGAUAGACAUGGAGAGGAAAGAAGCGCAAUUUAUAUACCCUUCAAAUAACAGUCUACAAGAAUCAAGAAGUCACUUUGAAAUAAAAUCAAAGAAAACUACUGAAGAAAAUGAAAGCAAAUUAUUGAAAAUGAAUUCAAGUUUGGUUAGACAAUUUUCGCCCUCUUUAGCGCAAACAACAACCAUAACAACAACAACAACAUCAUCAAGUCAUCCAGUUGAUGCGAGUAAACAAAAUGUUUACAUGAGCGGAGUAUCCAUAUCACCAACAGCACCGGCUAAACAGGAAUUUAAAACUGAAUCAGAGGGCAAAUCAGAAAAGACAAUGUAUUUAGAAUCAUAUCAAGCAUCUCAAAGGUAUAAUAGCAAUGGAAAACGCAAACAGAGAAGAUACAGGACGACUUUUACUCAGUUCCAACUUGACGAGUUGGAAAGGGCUUUCGAUAAAACGCAUUACCCUGAUGUUUUCAUGAGAGAAGAGUUGGCUAUGAGGAUAAGUCUUACUGAAGCUAGAGUCCAGGUGUGGUUCCAAAACAGAAGAGCCAAGUGGAGAAAACGUGAAAAAAAUAUCCAAAAUUCAUUUCAUCCUAACCCGCAAAGUAACAGUAUAAACUGCGACGUCACAAGUCCAUUUCAUUCUAUCCAAUCAAACACAAAACUAACGCAGCAACGACCACCUUUAGCGGGUCACAUACCUGCUUUAUCACAUCACAGUCCGUAUCAACAAUGGACACAAUAUUACUCUCAAACAAACUCACCGUAUCCUCAAUAUCCUGAUUAUCAAACCUCAGGGCAAAUGCCUGGCUAUCCACGUCCCCCAGGGUAUCCUUACCACGCACCGCCCAAUGUGUCUCGGAUGUCAGUUUCGUCUGACGAACUGCAGACAGAGACUCCGUAUGCUGCUGGACAGUCGUCAUUCACUAAUCUAAAAACACCAGGAGGUCAAUUAAUUUACGCUUAACGACAUCGCAGUAGGAUCUCUAGAAACAGACCGAAAAUCUGCUUUUGACAUAUCACGUGGUAUGAUAUAGUGAAAGAAAUAUAAAAGUAGUAUUAAAUGACAAUAAAAAAAUGCCACUGAGAAUAUUAGUUAGUCAAAGUGAAGAUAUUACGUUCCAAAAACGUUUACUUUUAGCAACAUAUUUUUAAAAAUAAACCUUUUUUGUUGUUGUUUACGUAGCUAUAUGUGAAGUAGUUACACAUUACAACUCAUUUUUUUUAAAAAUAAAGAAAAAGAAUUAGCUGGCUUAUGGAGUAAAAUACUGUUCAUGUGGAUCUGAUGAGGGCCCAUAAUUGGAUCUUUUCGUCUAUUUGUUCGCGAGACUCCAUACUCGGCAUUGCUUUUAAAUACUAGUUGCGCAGAAUUCAUGAAAGGCUAGGGCGAUACCUAGGGCGAAAAUAAUAUAUAUCCUUCUAAUUCGGAAUAUUUAUCUUUCUUACGCAUAACAAAAUCUCUUGUGUACACUUCACAGACAAUAGUUGGAGUAUAGUUUUAUUUGUUCAGUUGUUCCUGCAUAUAUAUUGUUAAGUUUUCAGCAGGGUAUGUAUGUAAGAUAUCAUAUAGAAUGUGAAUAUAAAACGUUUUUUAUAGUUUUUAGUUUUCGUUAAUAUUGUAUCUAGUAUAUGAAAUACAUUUUUAUUUGAAGGAAAAGAUAUCUGA
This is a messenger RNA of Hydractinia symbiolongicarpus, 1843 nucleotides long. Its product is annotated as homeobox protein ARX-like. The transcript is spliced from 3 exons. Gene Ontology annotation, biological process: regulation of transcription by RNA polymerase II. Gene Ontology annotation, molecular function: RNA polymerase II transcription regulatory region sequence-specific DNA binding; DNA-binding transcription factor activity, RNA polymerase II-specific. Lineage: Eukaryota; Metazoa; Cnidaria; Hydrozoa; Anthoathecata; Hydractiniidae. The record is from RefSeq and is a predicted model, not a curated record. Bases 194 to 1144 code for a protein of 316 amino acids.